Messenger RNA from Papaver somniferum (opium poppy), 1227 nucleotides. RefSeq lists its product as uncharacterized. The transcript has 3 exons. The record is from RefSeq and is a predicted model, not a curated record. Bases 1 to 1227 code for a protein of 408 amino acids. NCBI's taxonomy places the organism in Eukaryota, Viridiplantae, Streptophyta, Magnoliopsida, Ranunculales, Papaveraceae.
AUGAGCCCCCUAUUUGUCGAAAUCCACGGUACCAUCCCUGCUGCUGAGGGAGACCUUCGAAUAAUCAUAGAAAAACAUGCCAGACUAGAGGAAAUUCAGCGAGAAAACCCCAGAGCUCAAGCCCAGAGGCCCUCGCGGACCAACUCAACAGAACAAUCUAGUGGAUCCAAGAGGGAUGGUUCAGAAGAACGACCCACCGAAGAUAGGAGGGAGCGAAGAGAUGAUCGUAGACGUGAUGAUAGGAAAUUCGAAGAUCAAGUUUACACAAAGAUGAACGCCAGCUAUGCGCGCAUCUUAAGAGAGAUCAAGAGGUGGGAAAACCUUGAUUGGCCAUGGUCCAAAGGAAAUCAACCUCCAAGAUCGGAGAAGUCGAAAGAAUACUGUGAAUAUCACUUUUUCAAUGGCCAUCAUACCGAGAAGUGCAAGAAUCUCAAGAUGAUGAUCCAAAAGUUGAUUGACGCAGGAGAUCUUAAGCAGUAUGUACAGAAGGUUGGCACCGAAGACAAGGCUAAACGAAGGAAAAGGUUAAGGAAGCAAUUUGAAGACUAUUGUGAGUUUUACAAAAUCGAUGGGGUGGAAGUAGACGAACAAGAGCACUGUAUGGACGAGCCUAUAACCUUCGAUGCUGAGGAUAUCGAGGAAGACAUGGAGGAUCACAACGACCCCCUGGUACUCACGCUGCCAGUAGCGGGAUGCAAUAUCAAAAAGAUCCUCAUUGACUGGGGAAGCUCAGUUAAUGUUCUAUUUUACGACACAUUCAAACGAAUAGAGCUUAACGAUGAGAAGAUGAUGUCUUCGUACUAUACUAUCUACGGGCCUAUCUACGGGUUUAAUGGGGCAGUAACGAAGCCACUAGGAGACAUCGUUCUACAAGUGGAUGUAGGACCAAUGAAGGUAGAUACUCGAUUCAGUGUUGUAGAUGCUCUGUCGCCCUAUAACGCCAUCAUUGGCCGUAGAUGGGUGCACAAACUCAAAGGGGUGGCGGCUACUUAUUACCAAUCCCUCAGAUUUCCAACACCCCAAGGGGUAAUGGAAAUAAAAGGAGAUCAGGCUACUGCACGAGAAUUCCAGGCUUUGCAAAAUCGACUCAAUAACGAGCAAGAUGAGAAGCUGAAAUCCCGAAGAGAUCGAAACAAAGAAGCUGCAAAGGAAAAAGCAAUUGAUGCCUAUCUGGAAGAAAUUUAUGGAAGAAUCCUCUCAAAGGAGAAUAUAAUUGGAAACACAUAG